Messenger RNA from Sinocyclocheilus anshuiensis, 732 nucleotides. Its product is annotated as suppressor of cytokine signaling 6-like. NCBI's taxonomy places the organism in Eukaryota, Metazoa, Chordata, Actinopteri, Cypriniformes, Cyprinidae. The transcript has a single exon. The record is from RefSeq and is a predicted model, not a curated record. The annotation marks the transcript as partial.
CGUUCACAUGAUUGACAUUUCCCAGUCACAUGGCCAGACCCUGCGGUUAGCAUCCUUCGGUCAGCAGAUAAGACCGUCCCAUGCCCUCACCUGACUGGGUGUACAAGGAUGAAGAAGAUCAGUCUGACGACGAUCAGAAAGUCACUUAACAUAAAGGGCAAAGAAGAUGGGGAUUUCGUCAUGCUUCAGCAGCCAUCUUUAGCGGCCGAGUUCACCAAGGGUGACUCUCUCUUCGGAGGCUGUUACACCAAGGGGCUGGUAGGUUGCGAUCUUAAUGGGGAGGAUGAGAAGGGUCAUAAGAACCGAUCGAAAAGCGAGAGUCUUAUGGGCACUCUAAAGAGGAGACUGUCUACCAAACAGAAAGCAAAAGUCAAAGGAGGCUCCACUGCAGUGGGCUCUGGAGAUGAUGAUGACACCUUCUCUUCCUCGUCGGUCCCGAUAAGCUUUAAUGAAGUCAAAGCCCAGCGGCCCUUAAGGUCCUCGUCCCUCCGAAGCCAUCAUUACAGCCCUUCUCCGUGGCCUUUCCGGCCCAUCGGCUCCGAAGAGGCUUGCAUCAAGAUGGAGGUGAAGGUCAAAGCUAUGGUCCACUCCCCCAAUCCCAGUCCCUCCCUCAAUGGCAUCAGAAAGGAGUUCCAUGACAUCCAUUUAGAAGGUCUGUUCCAGGAUCAGAGCGAGUCUUUGAAGGACAUGGAGACUCAGAGUGGCAACUUGCAUUUGAACAUUGAGGAUCAC